AUGUCAUUUGGCCAUAGUUUAAACGUAUUCAUAAGAAAUUUUACAAAAGUCAAACUUAACGCCCUUGAUCUCCUGGCUCCAUUUAUGCGGGCAGCGUUUAUGUAAAGAAUAGGAACAGGUUUUCCCGUUAGCAAAAGCCAUAUAGACAGCAGAGUUCGUGGAUGGAAAGACAAGAAUAUUAAGCUCAGGUUCCAAUUUUCUCUUCAUAAGCAAUCGAAGAGUGUAAAUUACUUCUUUCUCCUCAAUUCUCAAAUUUCUACUCAUUCGAGUUGCUUUGGACUAUUGUCUACAAGUUCUCCACUUGAUAAUCUUUGAUUGCUGAUUUUCUUGUGGAAGUAUAAUCCGAAAUCAAAAGACCUAGGUAGUUUUUGGAGUUGCAUAGCUUAGAAUUGUAAUUAAUAAUGGAGGUGGAGGGAGGGAGUCGUUCAGCUGGUGCUGGAGAAGAUAGAACAAUUCCUAUACAAUCUGGGCAACCAAUGGCUUUCUUUCAGUUUACGCAGCAGAAUCUCCCAGCUUGUAAACCUGUAUUGACACCAGCAUGGGUUAUUACAGCAUUUUUAUUGAUGGGCUUCAUUUUCAUUCCCAUUGGGCUUGUGACUCUUCGUGCUUCUCACAGUGUUAUUGAAAUUGUGGACCGAUAUGAUACUGAAUGUGUACCUGAGGUAUUCAAAAGCAAUAAGUUGUCAUAUAUUAAAAAUAGCUCAAUCCCCAAAAACUGUUCUCUGUUUUUGAAGGUUCACAAGUAUAUGAAAGCCCCAAUUUACAUCUAUUAUCAACUUGAUAACUACUAUCAGAAUCACCGACGGUAUGUAAAAAGUAGAAGUGAUCGGCAGCUCUUACAUGGAUUGAAGCACAAUGACACAACUUCCUGUCAACCUGAAGAGUCCAACCAUGGCCUCCCAAUUGUCCCUUGUGGUUUGAUAGCAUGGAGUUUCUUCAAUGAUACAUUUAAGUUUAUUCGUGAGAGAACAGAACUGAUGGUCAACCGUAAGAAUAUAGCAUGGAAAAGUGACCGUGAUCACAAAUUUGGCAAGCAAGUUUAUCCCUUUAAUUUUCAAAAUGGGACCUUCACCGGUGGUGGAAGUCUGGAUCCAAGUAUUCCUCUAAGUGACCAAGAGGAUCUAAUUGUGUGGAUGCGAACUGCUGCCCUCCCUAGCUUCAGAAAAUUGUAUGGAAGAAUUGAAGAGGAUCUGGAUGAAGGUGAUUUGUUAGUAGUCCACGUAAUGAACAACUACAACACUUACAGUUUUGGAGGGAAAAAGAAGCUUGUUCUUUCAACGUUGAGCUGGUUGGGCGGGAAGAAUGACUUCCUUGGUCUUGCCUAUGUCUUUAUUGGUUGCUCAUCUAUAAUCAUCUCCAUUGUCUUUAUGUUGCUUCAUGUGAAAAAUCCCAGGGCUUAUGGUGAAACAGCUUAUUUGUCGUGGAACCGGAAAAGUAUUUCUGGGUGAUGUUGCUUUCGAAAUUCUGGAUUGAUGAUUUGAUUCUUUACUGGAGACUGAGUGAGCCUCUGCUACCUUUACUCCAUCCAAAUGUUUCUUGUGUGACAAAUGAAGAAAAAAGUUUCUUCAACUUAGAAUUGUUCAAUGGGAAGAAUCAACACCUUGCGAAGAUUCAUUACAAUGUGCUCUUUUCCUGCUUGCUUUUGGAGCCAGGAGUGGAAAUGGUGCAGUAUAAUACUAAAUUUGUUCAAUUAGUUUGUAUUUGAAACUUACAGUGGGUUAUAAUUCAUAGACAUAGAUAAGAUACAUUUAGCAGCGGGUACCAUAACCUUGAAAAAGAUCUUUGCUGUAUUUAAAGUUUCAUUUUAUUGUCUGUACAAUGAAUUACUCUUGUUUGUUGAACUGUAGAUUGUUCAUAUGGGUUGAGUAUAAUCGCAAAUGCUCCUAGUAAUAAAAAACAAUAUAGCGGUCA
This is a messenger RNA of Pistacia vera, 1911 nucleotides long. RefSeq names its product putative ALA-interacting subunit 2. Bases 402 to 1448 code for a protein of 348 amino acids. Gene Ontology annotation, cellular component: plasma membrane; Golgi apparatus; endoplasmic reticulum. The transcript is spliced from 11 exons. The record is from RefSeq and is a predicted model, not a curated record. Lineage: Eukaryota; Viridiplantae; Streptophyta; Magnoliopsida; Sapindales; Anacardiaceae.